Molecule: messenger RNA, 1285 nt
Organism: Dicrocoelium dendriticum
Lineage: Eukaryota; Metazoa; Platyhelminthes; Trematoda; Plagiorchiida; Dicrocoeliidae
Source: the annotation of a GenBank genome assembly
CCACAUUUUACCUUGAAACGGUUUCCCAGGUGGACAAGGCCAUCAUCUUUUUCAAAUGUCGGACGAAGAAGGAGAGGAAUUUGAAGAAGAAGAGGGUGUGUACUUGGGAGAAUACGAAGGGGGACGAAACGAAAGAGAAGAGCGACACGGCUACGGCAAAGCUAUUCUACCAAAUGGGGAUACAUACGAAGGUAUGUAUGAAAAUGGAAAAAGACAAGGACAGGGUGUGUAUAGGUUUAAAAACGGAGCAAGGUAUAUUGGUGAAUACCAGGAAAAUAACAAACAUGGUACUGGAACCUUUUAUUACCCUGACGGAUCUAUAUAUGAGGGUAUGUGGGCUAAUGGACAGAGGAACGGUAAAGGGAAAUACACCUAUAUAAACGGCGAUGUAUACGAAGGGGAAUGGCGUGAUCAUCUUCGACAUGGUCAAGGAACAUACACAUUUGCUCAGUCCAAAAUGCGAUACGAAGGGUUGUGGAAAAACGGAAAGAUGAAUGGCCAUGGUGAGCUUAUACACAGCCACCACAGGUACAUUGGCAUUUGGAAAGAUGGAAUGGUAUACGGCAAAGGAAGAUACGUUUUUCCGCACCUUAAUUGUCAACAAACAGGCGAGUACCUGGUGACCCCAGCAAAAGAAGAGGAGAAGUUACCAGGUGACGAGGAGAAUAAAUUAAUUCCACGAUGGAAGGCACACAAAAUCGAGCGCCUCAGCGAAGAGUCCGAAUUUAACCAAGAGAGAACAAAAACAGGCGAGACAGAUAGAAGCAUGGAGAGCGAGAAAGCACCGGAGGUGACCGUCGAGCCUCCAGCGGAGAAGCCAACGACUCCUGUCACCACCGACUUAGAUGCUGCUCAGCCGUCGGAGGCCCUUCCUGAGACGGAUGUUACAACAAUAAAGACCAAUGAGCAUAAUGAGGUCGACGUUCAACCGGUGGAACUAAAUGAUAACACGGAGAGAGAUGUCGAAGAGACAGCCGCAGACAAUGAAGCAGACAUUGAAACGGAAGCAUGACGGGCAAAUACACUUACGUGCUGCAUAACCACAUCCCGAUGUGCCUUACUUCAUUGUAGGUGAAAUUCUGCUCAUUUUUGAUGAAAAAGCAAGCAAGCGUGUUUCAAGAACAUUUUCACUUCAGAAUUGCGAAAAUCAGCACCGUUUAAAAUGCAUAGGUUUAGCUCUGUGUAAUGGCAUUUAUGGCAAUUAUUUCUUCUCUAACCUAAUUGACUGAAUCGCUUUGACUUACCCUCACUGACCAAUCAGGAAUAAAUCCGUUUUUUAAACCAA